This is a messenger RNA of Leucoraja erinaceus (little skate), 8620 nucleotides long. It is a transcript of the gene hapln1b, whose product is annotated as hyaluronan and proteoglycan link protein 1b. Gene Ontology annotation, biological process: cell adhesion. The record is from RefSeq and is a predicted model, not a curated record. The transcript is spliced from 5 exons. Gene Ontology annotation, molecular function: hyaluronic acid binding. Bases 1429 to 2499 code for a protein of 356 amino acids. Lineage: Eukaryota; Metazoa; Chordata; Chondrichthyes; Rajiformes; Rajidae.
AGUGUAUAGAAACAGUCCAUGGAGACAAUAUACACGUGUCACCAUGGUUUGGCGGGUUAGUAUGGAUUGGUUCAUGAUGGCCAGCGUAGAUGAAUGGUCACUUUCAGUAUUGUUUGAUUCGAUGAUUCCAAACACAGAAAAUGAGCAUCAAGGUACAGCAGGGGAGAUGGGGUUUGAACAAGGGUCCUGACCCAAAACAUCACCCAUCCUUUUCCUCCAGAGAUGCUGCCUGACCCGCAGAGUUACUCCAGCACUUUGUGUCUAUCUUUCUACACUGAUUAAGAGGUGUUGGUUAAUAAUGCAGAGAGAAUGGAACAUUAAAAAAAGUUCACUAAACAUAGAAACAUAGAAAUUAGGUGCAGGAGUAGGCCAUUCGGCCCUUCGAGCCUGCACCGUCAUUCAAUAUGAUCAUGGCUGAUCAUCCAACUCAGUAUCCCGUACCUGCCUUCUCUCCAUACCCCCUGAUCCCCUUAGCCACAAGGGCCACAUCUAACUCCUUCUUAAAUAUAGCCAAUGAACUGGCCUCGACUACCCUCUGUGGCAGAGAGUUCCAGAGAUUCACCACUCUCUGUGUGAAAAAAGUUCUUCUCAUCUCGGUUUUAAAGGAUUUCCCCCUUAUCCUUAAGCUGUGACCCCUUGUCCUGGACUUCCCCAACAUCGGGAACAAUCUUCCUGCAUCUAGCCUGUCCAACCCCUUAAGAAUUUUGUAAGUUUCUAUAAGAUCCCCUCUCAAUCUUCUAAAUUCUAGAGAGUAUAAACCAAGUCUAUCCAGUCUUUCUUCAUAAGACAGUCCUGACAUCUCAGGAAUCAGUCUGGUGAACCUUCUCUGCACUCCCUCUAUGGCAAUAAUGUCCUUCCUCAGAUUUGGAGACCAAAACUGUACGCAAUACUCCAGGUGUGGUCUCACCAAGACCCUGUACAACUGCAAUAGAACCUCCCUGCUCCUAUACUCAAAUCCUUUUGCAAUGAAAGCUAACAUACCAUUGGCUUUCUUUACUGCCUGCUGCACCUGCAUGCCUACCUUCAAUGACUGGUGUACCAUGACACCCAGGUCUCGCUGCAUCUCCCCCUUUCCCAAUCGGCCACCAUUUAGAUAAUACUACAGCUGUCCAAAGCACAGGUGGACGCUGGGAUGCCUGAGGAGGCUUAGUCACUGCGUUUAACCAAAUCAGGGGUCAAUAGUUGACGGGACUAGGCAUUUAAUCAGGUGGAAGGUGAGGCAUGAUUUCAAUGAAUGGGGCAGGUUAAAGGGAGUGUCAUAUUGACUCAUUAUGCCAUUAUUGAAGACCGUUCAGAGGAGGUCGGUUUCACUUUAUGACGCUGGGCGUGGAAAUAUUGUGAAUUGAGAAAAGGUUGAAUUCAUACUCAUUGAAGCUGAAAAGGACGAAAGUUUUUCCCACAGUGAAGUGAAUCUCUGCAGUCUCAACGAUGACUUCUCUGCUGUUACUUGCUCUGCUGUCCGUCUGCUGGGCUGAUUCUCAUUUUAACCUGAACUCCACAGACUCAAAAUACUUCAGAACGAUCUACAUUGCAGAUAAUGGAUCGCGACUGGGCAUAAAGAUAGAUCAACCAAAGGUUAUCUCUUACCGAGGUAGCAAUGCCACUCUCGCCUGUAAGUUCUAUUACAAACCAGUUCCUGCUCGUGGAGCUCAAAGUCCUUUCAAAGUCAGGAUCAAGUGGACCAAACUCACCUCAGAUUACCUCAAGGAAAUUGACGUCUUUGUUUCAUUGGGAAACAACUGGAAAAGUUUUGGAAAGUACCAGGGAAGAGUUUCCCUGAAUGAAGCCGAUGAGAACGAUGCCUCCAUAACAAUUACAGAUUUAACUUUGGAGGACUACGGUAAAUACAAAUGUGAAAUCAUUGAGGGACUGGAUGACGUCACAGGCACCAUAUUGCUGGAUCUCCAAGGUGUUGUAUACCCAUACUUCCCACGGCUGGGUCGUUACAAUCUGAACUUUGAUGAGGCUCAGAAGGCAUGCGAGGAUCAAGACGCGAUCAUUGCCUCUUUUGAUCAGCUUUACGAAGCGUGGAGAGGAGGACUGGAUUGGUGUAACGCAGGCUGGCUGAAUGAUGGGUCUGUACAAUAUCCCAUUACCAAGCCACGGGAGCCAUGUGGAGGGCAAAACACAGUGCCUGGUAUCCGAAGCUAUGGAUACAGAGACAAGAUGAAGAACAAAUAUGAUGUCUUCUGCUUCACAUCCAACUUCAACGGGCGUUUCUACUACCUGAUUUACCAUCGGAAGCUCACCUAUGGAGAAGCCGUGCAGGCCUGCGCCCGAGAUGGUUCCCAGAUUGCAAAAGUUGGUCAGAUGUACGCUGCCUGGAAGUUGCUGGGCUACGACCGCUGCGAUGCGGGCUGGCUUGCCGAUGGUAGUGUCCGCUAUCCCAUCUCCAGACCCCGCCAUCGGUGCAGUGAGAGCGAAGCAGCCGUGCGUUUCUCCGGCUUCCCGGAUAAAAAACAUCGGCUAUACGGCGUCUACUGCUUCAGAGGCAACUGAUCAUUCAUGUCAAAGCUUAGUUGGAGAUGAGUAUUAUUUCAAUUCUGCACAUGUGAAGGAUGUACUUUCAACGAUAUGAACUCAUGUUACCAAAACUGUGAUACAAAAAUGUUUUUCUUACUGUACAAUGUCAUUUUCCAUGCAAGCCAGACAUUUUUUUUCUUUGUUGUAAUGUAUCAUAGUCAUUAAAUAUUAGAAAUAAUAUAAUUUUUAUAGGAAGUUGUACCAAGAUUAAGCACCAAUUUGUUUUCUGGCUAAGUAGCAUUCAACCAAAAUGAUCCUAAUCAUUGUCCUCGCCAUGCCUAAUAUUCGGCAACUAUCGGGGCAUGCCAUGGCUAGGCAUUAAGUCAUGUAAUAUCAUUCAGUUGCAAAAUGUGCAUUUCUCAGGCAAUAUUUUAGUUCUUUUCAGUGAAAUAUGCAUUCUGGAUUCGUCUUGCUUUGUAAACUUUCUGAAACAUGGUGCAUUUCUGGCACUCCAAGAAAGUUGGGCAUGUCAGUGGAAAAAAUAUGUCGCUACACCUUUAAUUCCCACAAGAAACUAAUAAUUGUCCAAAAUGUAUCUCUCUGAUUGUGUGCUUUUGCAAUCCUCGGCACUCUAGUUAUUCCACAAUUGUUUCAUGUUGUAUUUAAUGAAUUUACUAGCUGAAUUUUUGUCCUUAAAUACAAUGCAUGGUGCACAUUCCCCUUCUCCCUAGACCGAUUAUUGAAGUUAUUGUGCAGAAUAAUGACUUGUCGGAGAAAAGCAAUACCUUCAUCUCAUUCAGCUGAAGGUCACCUGUGCUCUUUCAACAGAGGUUAAGAUGCCGUUGAAGGGGUGUAUAUGUGUGGGUGCGAGUGAGUCUGUUACAUCUCUAAAUGGUAAUCAAAUGCUGUUGAACAACCCUUUGCAGGUCUUGCUGUGCACAUAAUCCAACGGUUAAAUAAUUCAUCAAAUAAAGCAUACGUUCUGCCAGUUUCAGUGUGUGAGUAGAUUUUAUAUCGGACAGAAGCAAAACCCUUCCUGAGGUGGAUGAAUUUUUUUCUUUGGGAGUGGGUUGGGGGUUAUUAUCAUGUAUUGAGGAACUCCAGUGAGACACUAGUCCCACCUGCCUGCGUUUGGCCCAUAUCCCUGUCAACCUAUUCUAUCCUGUCUAAAUGUUUCUUAAAUGUCGUGAUCAUACCUGCCUCAACUACAUCCUCCGGCAGCUCGUUCCAUACCCCCACCACCCUUUGUGUGAAAAAUUGAGCCCUCAGGUUCCUCUCAAGUGUUUCCCCCUCACCUUAAAACUAUGUCCCCUGGUUCUCGAUUCCCCUAUUCUGGGCAAGAGACUCGGUGCGUCUACUCGAUCUGUUCCUCUUUUUCACCCAGAGGGUGGUACGAAUAUGGAACGAGCUGCCAGAGGAAGAGGUUGAGGAAGGUACAAUAACAACAAGUAUAAAACAUUUGGAAAAGUGCAUGUGUUGGAAAGGUUUCGAGAGAAAUAGACAAUAGACAAUAGGCAAUAGGUGCAGGAGUAGGCCAUUUGGCCCUUCGAGCCAGCACCGCCAUUCAAUGUGAUCAUGGCUGAUCAUCCCCAAUCAGUACCCAAUUAUGACAAAUGGCGAGCUUAGAUGGGCAUCUUGGUCAGGAUAAGUUGGGCUAAAAGGCCUGUGUGACUCUAUAUAUCUGCAUGACUCUAUGUAUCUAUGCCACUUUGUUUUACUGCAUUUGGAUUGAAAAGCAAUUUCUAGUGGGAAAACUAAACUUGCAGGGUGACCAUAUGGUCUACAAACAAGAACACCCAGGAGUUGAGGAGGAGUGACCAUGAAGAAGAAAAAAAGUUGGUAUAGAUUAGAAUAAUAUUUCACCAGAAGCACAUUGUUAAAUGUGUGGUAGACAAAAAUGCUGGAGAAACUCAGUGGGUGAGGCAGCACCUAUGGAGCGAAGGAAAUAGGCAACGUUUUGGGUCGAGACCUUUCUUCAGCAAUUACAUAGAAUGUUUAACUUAGUAUAGUACAGCACAGGAACAGUUCUUUCAGCGACUAUGCCGAACUAGAUGCCACGUUAAGUAAAAAAGCCAAGACUACCUAAUAACCUCUUAAGUGGCACUAUCGUAUCCGCAACCCCUGGCAACACAUUCCAGGCACCCACCACCCUCUGUGCAAAAACCUGCUCCACACAUCUCCUUUAAAUCCCCCCCUAUGACCUUAAACCUAUGCCCUCAAUCUUUAACAUUUUCACCCUGUGAAAUAGAUUCUGCUUGUCAUAUCCAUGGCUCUCAUAACUUCAUACACUUCUCCCCGCAAAUGCCCUAGAGAAAACAAUCUAAUUUAGUUAUGAAAUAGAAAAAUAGUUGUCUUUCUAAUGAAGAACCGUGUUCAAUGUCCAAGUUGGAAUCCAAAGCAUUGACUGGCAUACACAUAAUUUGGUUCCUUACAUGAAAUACCACAAUGGUGGUUCUUAGCCGGAAAUCCCAGUGAGAUCAAAGGAUAUUGCAUGGUUAAACUUUUGCUUAAAGUAAUUCCAAAUGUGUAAUAACUCACUCAUUUUGCAAAUUUCAAAGCAUUUGUAUUUCAAUGGAUACUAACAUGAACUAAUUCAUAUCUAAUUAACCCAUGAAUGAAUGUUUUUUAGUUUUCCUGUUUGUGUCUGGGUUUUAACCAGCUUCAUUUUGAUGGUGAAAAGAUAAUUGUACUGAAAGCAUUUGUGGUGAUGACAUUGGCAGCUGUUCCUGGCAUCUCAUGGGGCUGUACGUCUGCUGUCAGACUUGACUUGUAUGGUCUCACAAGGACAUGAAGGAGCACAGAAGCAUGGUAAUUUAGGAAGGAGAUGUGUCCAGCAGGCCCUGUAAGAACUGUCCGUUGGGUGAUUCUACAUCCGAUGAGAAGUGGCACAGUGGUAGAGACCCAGCUUCGAUCCUGACUACGGGUGCUGUCUGUACGGAGUUUGCACGCCCUCCCUGUGACCGCACAUCUCCUCCUCCAUUCUAAAGACGUACAGGCUUGUAGGUUAAUUGGCUUCUGUAAAUUGUCGCUAGUGUGUGUGGGAUAGUGCUAGUGUAGGGGUGAUCGCUGGUCGGCGCGGACUCGAUGGGCUGAAUGGCCUGUUUCCAUGCUGUAUCUCUAAAGUAAAGUCUAAAGACUAUGUGUCAUUCACUCCCCACCCUGAAAUUAGCAUCUGAACCUCACAAUUAGCAUUGGACCUCAAUCUAAUUAUACUAAUUAUAAUCUAAUUAUACUAAUUAGAUGUGGUGGGGCUGGAAGAGAGACCUUAAGGAAAUCAAAUAACCAAGUGGGGUGAGCCUCAUAAAGCCAGUAAGUUGUAGAUUUUAUUUAAGAUAAAAGAUAUGUUUUCUACCUGAUUUCUAAACAGGGAGAUAACAGAGACAAAAGUCACCUGCAAAAUUAUGUUUAAAAAAUGGAGGCAAUACUGCAAAACUAAUGUGUAAAGUUGUGGUGAAUGAGAAAUGAAAAGAUGCCUUCUGCAGCAUUAUUCCAUGGAAGGCAUCUUGUCAUUCUCGUAAAAUGAUGUUCUCCACUGUAACUUGCUGUGCAGCUGCACGACCUAACAACUCCCACUAAACACGUCCACCUAUCUUUUAGACAGUUUAAAACCUACCUCUUGAAUUAAGCUUUUGGGCAUCUGCACUAAAAUCUCCUUGUGUGUAUUGCCAUCAUUUUUAAUAAUGCUCCUGUGAAACGUUGACUUAUUAAAGGGUGCUGUAUAAAUGGAGGGAGUUUUUUAUAUUGUUUCAAAAAGAAACAUGCUGAAUGAUGGUAGCGAGAUGGCUUUGGUUUAGAGAGUUGGAAAUUGCCUAUGAGAAAGUGUCAUUUCUCCAGAAACAAUAAGUCCUGAGUAGUGGGUGUUGUUUUCAGGAUGAGGAAAGAGAAAAUGAAGAGUUUUAAAGUUGUAUAAAGUUUGCCUCGGACAGAGCUGAGAAUGGAUAAUGGCGUGCAGCUGCUUAUAUGUUUAAAAGUUCAUAAUGGAGAAAUCAUGUUCUGCCCAUUCGUGUUUCAAACUGUACAGUGAGCAAUAUUGCAUGCUAUAAAAAUCCCUGAUCGCCAACAAUGCUGUGCAAUACAAUUAUUGUACUAUAUCCUGCUGCAGUCUCUGCAUUUUUGUUUGCGAUCAAUAUAUUGUGCAUGUUGUGCCAUUGGCUGGGCAGUGCCUUUUUUUCACAAAAUAUUAUAUGCUGCAAUCUUACGGAUAUUGCAAAUGCUUUGCGUAGGGUUUGCCUGGGAAGUGUUACUGUGCAUUGAAUGACUUUACAGAGAUAUUUCUGUUAAUUCUAAGAUAAAUUAAUAGUUUAAGAACUCAGGAUAGCAAACUGAAAACAAAACUGCAGGGCAGAGAAACCAUAGGGAUUAGCAAUAUAUUCGUGUCAUUGUAACAUUCUUUAUAUAUGUUUCUGUUGCAACAUAGGAAUAACAAUAUACACUUAUGAGUUACUGAGUAAAACUGCGACUCUCUCGAUCGGAAAAGCCAACGUUUCUGAGAUGAAUUGGUUCACUGUAUCUAAGAGCAGAAAGCCUGAAUCUGGCAAAAUGAAUAAAUUGACAGCUGUUUUUGAGACUUACAACAGAGAAAGUUGCAAACUGUAUUAAAGAGUAUAAUUGGACAUAAACUGCAAAGAAUUAGGCUGAAUGUAUUAUUUUGUUUGUGCAGCAGAUGCCCUUGGAAGCUGUAUGCUCUCAGUAAUUUUCAUAUUUCCUUAGCUCAUCUCAAAUCUGUCAGCAUAUGUGAAAUAUAAAAAUGUUGUUUUUUUAAGCUGUUUGAGUAUGUACUGUAUAUGGAUAAGUGAGGGUGUAAUUUCCUACGCACUGAUUUAAAUAUAUACGCUUAAUUCCAAUGUAGAUUUGAGUGUUUUUUUACUUUUAAAACCAUAUGCAAAAUGUUGUAGUUGGAAUAAGGGGGUCGUGUAAGCUUUUACAAGACCCAACGAUGUACACCAUUGUUUUUCAAAGACACAAUGUGUAGGAAGGAACUGCAGAUGCUGGUUUAAAUCGAAGAUAGACAUGAAAUGCUGGAGUAAUUCGGCGGGACAGGCAGCAUCUCUGGAGAGAAGGAAUGGGUGGCGUUUCGGCUUUCAACCCAGGGUCUAGACCCAAAAUUUUCUGAAUGGUUUAAAACUGAAUACUGAAGAGGGGUCUCGACCCGAAACAUCACCCAAUCCUUCUCCGCAGAGAUGCUGCCUGUCCCGCUGAGUUACUCCAGCAUUUUGUAUCUAUUUUUCAAUGACAUUUUGUUAUAGGAUUCUUCUGUCAAUAACCAUAUGAAACACAUAGGGUUGAAAGCAGGCAUCUCAUUGAAGCUUCGACAGAUACCUGCAGGGAUUUCUGGAUCAAGGGUAUUAUCAAUGCCACCUUUAUAUUCUUUAACUGUUAAAUAUCUCGCCUCAAACAUACAACUUUUUCAUCUGUACAUUGAGUAUAUGUUCCAGUAUAUGGAUCAUUCCAAUACAACCCACUGUUUGCAAACAGUUUCAGUUUAAUCUCAUGAAACAGUGAUAUGAUAAAAGUUUGUUGCUGAGUCUAUUUAAAAUAGUGCCAAGGCUUGCUGCAUAAGUCUUGCCCAAGGGAAAGACGCUGGCUUCUUUUUUUAUUUGCUGACUAUGUUAUUUUCCUGCACCAACACACUGCAGUAUUUUGUCAAUCUGGGUUAUUCUUCAUUUAACCCUCGGAGAACGGAAUACAUGAUUGCAUCCUGCAGCAUUCUGCGGAGAUCUGAUAUUAUCGAGGGGCAAAUUGCAAGUUUAUUUUUGGAUCGCAUGUGCAUCAAACAAUUUGUUUUGAUAUCACCAAAUAUUUAUCAUGCUGCAGGUCGCAGACUGUCUCACAGGACUCGAUGGGCUUGGAGAUACCUUGUUAUGUGAAUAAAUGUAUAAUGUGCUUCUAUGUUUGAAUGCCUUCCUUGCAGCUAUUUGCACUGUACUGCAUUAAUACUAUUGCCAUGUCUUCUAGAAAAGUACUAAAAUUACAUUUACAAAUGAAGCAAUUGAUUUAAUAUAAUGUAAAUUGUAGCAUAACAUGAAAAGUCAAAUAAUAAAGCCCAGCGAUCAAUAUUUGAAUGAACGUAUUUCAAGUAUAAAAGUAAUCUUUUUUGUGCAUUUUGUGACAGGAGCACAUCAAUGCUAAUAAAACAUGGAACUUAUUGUUUCCUUCA